AUGUUUCCAUUUUUGCUGGUGGAAUUGAAGUCAGUAGUGAUUUAUCUUCAACGAAAUAAAUUUCGAUGGCUUAUUAAUAAUAUUCAUAAGCCCAUUUUAUUGUUAAAGUAUUCUUCAGAUUUAGGAGUCCUUACAAUCAUCAGAACAGCAAUAGUGUUUCAAAACUUCGACUACACAAUAUUUGUCCUUGCAUUAAUCUCUGUUAUAUGCAUAGCCGUCCUUCCAAUGAAAUUAUUCCUACGCACCCGUGAAUUCCCAAUCCGGGGAUUAUUCCCAUUCGACGUAACCCAGAGCCCAAUUUUCGAAAUAAUCUUGGGCAGUCAAUGCUAUGGAUUAUUUAUCGCUUGCGUGUGGACCCUCGUCUUCGACACAUCGCUUCUAGGAUUGAUCAGAUGGAUCAACGUGCAAUUGAUCAUCCUCCAAGCGAAUUAUCGUCAUUGCGAUGACAUCACCACAUCCCGCGCCAGUAUUUCAGUAUCUCAGAAAAACUACAACAUCAUCCAGGCCUACCAAUUCUUAAAAGUACCCGAUGAGCAAGAGGAAAUCCGGUCUUUUGUGCCGUUUACUCUCGAAGAAGCUAACGUUGCAGUCGAUUCAUUUCUUCUGAGAUUCCGAGCUUGUGUCAUUCACCAUCGACGGCUUAUCGACAAUCUCAACGACUGCAAUAGCUCUUUUGGCUUUGUGUUGUUUGGACAGGUAGUUACAAGUGUUAUUCUCAUCUGCUUUGGGCUUUUCGUCCUUAUUGUGUCGCUGCACGAAAAUAAAGUCAACUUCACAGACGUUGUUAUGUUGGGAUGUGGAUUGACCCAAUUAUUUUACUGGUGCAUCUACGGCAAUCAACUGAUGAUUGAAAACGACAAAUUGUGGAUCAGUAUUUACGAAUGUGGCUGGGAAAACCAUUUAUCUAGAAAAUCUAAGCAACUUAUUUCAAACGGCUUAACACAAGGAUUGACUCCUAUGAAAAUGACCGCUGGAGCGUUAUUUGUCUUUUCUAUGCAAACAUUCUUAUCGGUA
Molecule: messenger RNA, 1014 nt
Organism: Cotesia congregata
Lineage: Eukaryota; Metazoa; Arthropoda; Insecta; Hymenoptera; Braconidae
Source: the annotation of a GenBank genome assembly